Molecule: messenger RNA, 1104 nt
Organism: Hyaloperonospora brassicae
Lineage: Eukaryota; Oomycota; Peronosporomycetes; Peronosporales; Peronosporaceae
Source: the annotation of a GenBank genome assembly
AUGAGAGACCUGGACGACCACACGCCCGAUGAUAUCUACUGCGACAGUCAGGUGUUUGACAUUGCGUUCCACCCGUUGGCGGACAUUGUGGCUCUCGGGUCCAUCGAUGGCGUCGUGCAAGUUUACAAGUACUCGGAAGAGGCAAAUGCAAAGAUUCUGGAGAUCAAGAACCACCAAGAAGCUGUUCGAGCGCUGCUGUUUUCGCCUGACGGACAGACGCUCUACACAGCGUCCGCAGACAAGUCGAUUCGGGCUUUCGACACGCUCGGCAAUCCGACGUGGGCAGAGAUGCGAGCGCACAACCACCCAGUGAACCGUCUGCACGAGCUGUCGGUCAAUGUGUUUGCAAGCGGCGACGACCAAGGCUGCAUCAAGAUCUGGGACACGCGGCAGCAUCGGUGUUUGUCCGAGUUCAAGGAGCACAAGGACUAUAUAUCUGGGUUCGCGACCAACCCGGCGCAAGACCAUCUACUCGCGACGAGUGGCGACGGACGCUUGUCGGCCUACGACUUGCGCAAGAACGUUCUUGCAGGCAAAAGCGACGAGCUCGACGACGAGCUGCUAUCUGUUGCAGUGAUCAAGGGCGGUCGAAAAAUUGUGUGCGGCGCGCAGGACGGUGUGCUCGUGAUUUUCAGCUGGGGUACGUGGGGAGACAUGUCCGAUCGCUUCCCUGGUCACCCGGACUCGGUCGAGGCUUUGCUCAAGGUGGAUGAAGAUACCGUGCUUACGGGAUCGAGCGACGGCAUCAUCCGAGUAGUUCAGCUUCACCCGAACAAACUGUUGGGACUCAUCGGCGACCACGAAGACUUUCCAGUGGAGAACUUGAAAUUUUCGCAUGACAAGAAGAUCAUUGGUAGCGUUUCACACACUAGCAAGGUGCAUUUUUGGGAUGUGGGAUAUCUUUUCGAAGAAGACGACGAUGACGAUGAGGAGGAGGAAGUCGUCGAUGGAAGUGAGGCCAAGGCGUCCGCUGAGGUGUCGUUGGACACUGAAAUGCGGGAUGCUGACAGCGAUAGCGACAGUGAUGUUUCCGACGCGGGGAAUGCAGUCAAGGGCCGUCGGGCGUUUCCCACGGCCAACGAGCGGUUCUUUUCGGACUUGUAG